CAGGAGGGGGUGGGCCCCGGGCACAGGAGGAAAGGAGGGCUGGCAGCCCCGAGCACUGACCUGAAGGUGGCCAGGGCAGAGCCCGCGCCUCACCUCCGAGAGAGGAUGGCCUCACGUCUUCCCCAAGCCACAUCCUCCCACGUGGCUGGAGAGCUGGGAGGGCUGGGGCCAGGCGUGGGCUCAGAACAUGGCUGAGAGGGCAGAAAGGCCGUCCUUUCCCGGGCCCUCCACCCUGGCCUGGCUGACGUGAGGCUGUGUCUCCCAGGCCCUGGGAGCCCUCCGCUCUGGGGGCUGGUGGCCCUGGUGCUGCUGGCCGCCGUGGUCGCCCUGGCAGGUGUCAUCAUCCACCACAAGGUCCGGAGGAGGGGUGUUGUGCCUGAGGCCGCGGGACUCCCCAACCCUCUGUUCUAUGGAAGAAGCAGAGGCAUGUCAGCCAAGGAGCACGUUCGAGGGCCCCCAGGGCUGGCUUCCACCUGCAGCAGGCAGCCCCCCAAGCCCACACUGGUCCCCAAGAGGCCCCCACCUGCGCCUCCCGCCGCCAUGUCCAGUCCAGCCGCCGCAGUCCCUGUCUAUCCCCAGCAGACACCGGACCAGCUCCAGCUGCCGCCACCUGCCAAGCCCCUCCCAAAGCUGAAGCCCACGCAGGAGGGUCCUGAAGGCAGAACAGAGGAAAGUGGGGAGAGAGAGACCAGGCAAGGAGGAAGGCUGGGCAGAGCCGGUGGCCAGACUGUGCCAGAGGGAAGUGCUCAGCAGAGCGCUCAGAGGCCCACCAGCACCCCUGCCGGGGACAACCUGGCCCACUAG
Dipodomys ordii (Ord's kangaroo rat) is the source of this 804-nucleotide messenger RNA. Its product is annotated as disintegrin and metalloproteinase domain-containing protein 8-like. The record is from RefSeq and is a predicted model, not a curated record. Lineage: Eukaryota; Metazoa; Chordata; Mammalia; Rodentia; Heteromyidae. The transcript is spliced from 5 exons. Bases 427 to 804 code for a protein of 125 amino acids.